CUCUGUUAUUCAUUUUCCAUCGUUGAGCUCAUAUCUCAAGCCGCAGAGCCCCGGUAAAAUAUUACUUUCCGGUUAGGAGGAGUAUCAGUAAAGAUGUAUCUCCAAUUUUACAUUAAUGAAAAUGGGGAUAAAGUUUACACUACUAAGAAGGAAUCACCAUUGGGGUUGGCCACAGAAUCUGCUCAUCCUGCUCGCUUCUCACCUGAUGACAAAUACUCGAGGCAAAGAGUGCUCCUGAAGAAGCGCUUUGGUUUACUUCCUACCCAACAUCCACCUCCCAAGUACUGAGUACCCAAUGUACUCACGUAGGCCUUUUGUAUCGAGAGGAGAAAUGUAGCAUUCCUUUUCAUUUACCCAAGAGUUACCAAAUUAAUCGUUUUACUAUUGGCCUGUAAUUUGUGUUUGCACUCCUUUUGCAAUUUCUAUUGAUAUUAAAUGUUAUGGUGGCUAAUGCUAGAUUCCUUCACCCUUUACUUUUAUCCCAAAAAUAUUUCAUUUUUAUUAAAA
Molecule: messenger RNA, 507 nt
Organism: Olea europaea var. sylvestris
Lineage: Eukaryota; Viridiplantae; Streptophyta; Magnoliopsida; Lamiales; Oleaceae
Product: H/ACA ribonucleoprotein complex subunit 3-like protein
Exons: 4
Coding region: 94-288 (64 amino acids)
Biological process (GO): snRNA pseudouridine synthesis; ribosome biogenesis; positive regulation of telomerase RNA localization to Cajal body
Cellular component (GO): box H/ACA snoRNP complex; box H/ACA telomerase RNP complex
Molecular function (GO): telomerase RNA binding; box H/ACA snoRNA binding
Source: RefSeq, a predicted model, not a curated record